Molecule: messenger RNA, 6420 nt
Organism: Bombus pyrosoma
Lineage: Eukaryota; Metazoa; Arthropoda; Insecta; Hymenoptera; Apidae
Gene: dlp
Product: glypican-4
Exons: 8
Coding region: 308-2095 (595 amino acids)
Biological process (GO): cell migration; regulation of signal transduction; regulation of protein localization to membrane
Cellular component (GO): plasma membrane; cell surface; synapse
Source: RefSeq, a predicted model, not a curated record
GUGUAUCGUUGUUGGCACGCGUUCUCUCCACGAGUUGGUCAGUGCGCGUCGAACCAGUAAGGGGGAGGUAUUACAUCUGUUAUCGUCCCUCUUUCACGGAUAUUUACGGCGUUCCUUUCAAAUUUUGUUUCCUCGAUUAUCGAAACCAUCGUGGCGCUACCCAUUUCGAAUUGUCAAACGUGCUUGCCAAGCCGAGUCACGAUUACGAAGUCACUUUCCCGCGAAUGUACAGGCGUAAGUGUCGUAUCCCGCGUAUUUGUCGCGUCAGUUCGUGAGUGUAUCGCGAGUGUCCGCCACGGGAAUAAUUAUGAGUGGUAUGUUGUCGAUGUUAUGUGUUAUCCUGAUCCUUAGCGUCACGACGACGACGGUACGCGCCGGAUUGAAAUGUGACGCUGUUAAACCUUACUUCGAGUCCCAAGGCUUUCCGGCCACUGACAUUCCCAAGGAGGCGAUUUCGUCAAAGGAGCUGAAAGUAUGCGGCAGCGUGAGAAGCGGCGGCGAGGUGUGCUGCUCCGCGGACAUGGAGGUGAGACUGCAGGCGAGGGCACGCGACAAACAUGAGAAAGCCACCAAAGAAACUCUUCAGCGGUUGCACCAGGUCCUGUCUACGAGAGGGACCAGGUUCCACAGUUUCUUUAAGGAUCUUCUCGCUAAUAGUAAAAAGGUUUUCCACGAGAUGUUUAAGAAGACUUAUGGAAUUCUCUAUGAGCAGAAUUCCUUUGUAUUCACCGACCUGUUCAAGGAACUGGAGAACUAUUAUGCCAAGGGAACGGUCGAUCUCGACGAUACCAUGGACAAUUUUUUCAAUACUCUUUAUCAGAAAAUGUUCACGGUACUGAACAGUCAGUACAACUUUGACAAUAAAUACUUGGAGUGUGUGGGAGAACAUAUGAAGGAAAUCAGACCGUUCGGCGAUGUCCCUCAGAAAUUAGGUGUGCAAAUCAAAAGGUCUUUCGUCGCGACAAGAGCCUUUAGUCAGGCUUUAACAGUGGCUGCGGAUGUCUUGAAGAGCAUGCAAUCGUUGAAACCAUCAGCCGAUUGUGCAGCUGCACUCACAAGAAUGACGGUGUGUCCGUCGUGCAGCGGGAUCACGGGUAACGUGUUAGCCUGUGGUGACAUGUGUGCCAACGUGAUGAAGGGCUGCCUUGCUCAGCAUGCGGCUCUGGAUGCUGAAUGGAAUCACUUCGUCGAGGCCGUGGACAAGGUGGCUGACCGUCUGUUGGGUCCAUUUAACAUCGAAAUGUUAGUACGACCAAUCAACCUGAAAAUCUCGGAGGCGAUCAUGAAUUUCCAAGAGAACAGCAACGACGUUUCACAAAGGGUUUUCACUGGAUGCGGACGACCUGUGUUGGGUAGACGCAGACGUCGAGACAAUCGGGAAUUGGAGCUCGAAUCAUUGAACUUUGACCAGGAAACACUAACAGACGAUCGUGCUGCUAUUUUGGAUAAAUUGGUGAAAGAGACACGGCAGAGGGUUAGAGAUUCCAGACAAUUCUGGGUUUACCUCCCCUACAAGGUUUGCAACGAUGGCCUCGUCGUCCCUCCUAGCAAUACAAAGGAAUGUUGGAACGGCACACAUGUAGAUAAAUACAUUUACCCAGUGUCGUCGAACGGAGAGGAACAAAAAUUGAAUCCAGAGGUACGAGUUACUGGAACAAGACCGACAAUAGUCAGGGACCAGGUCUUCGCAUUGACCACUAUCACAAACAGACUAAAAUCCGCGUACAAUGGACAGGACGUCGAUUGGAUAGACACAGAAGACACCGAGUGGAACGGUUCUGGAAGUGGAUCCGGAGACAGCCCGGACCAAGAUCCGAUCACGGACGACGAGGAUGGUUUCAAGGAAGGCUCUGGUUACGAACCGAAAUCUUCACCGCCAGAAACACCGAAACAGUCUCCUCCUGUCGAUCAUCCGGAAGUCGUGCCUGCCAGCAAAGACACAGAGCAGAAGACAAGUAUCAACAACAACAAUGGCACGUCCAGCGUGGACAAUGGCGCGAGCAGACAGAAAAUAUCUUUAUCUCGUGCUUUGACAACGUAUCUCGUGCCCAUAGUGGUUAUGUGGUUCGGUGGCUGCCUCACCGAGUGGCUGUGAUCAUGUGGUUUCCGAAGAGAACGAUGCAGGACGAUGUAAAUAAAUAUUCCGUUUAACGUUACGUGGCUGCACCUCAACUGGAACAGCGCUGUAACACACAGGCCAAUCGAGAAAAAAAGGAGAGAGGACGAUGAGGACUCGCUAUCCGACGACGCGUACUCUAUCCUACAUCCGUUAGGAAAAGCGUUCUUUUACUUUCUCGAUGGCAGGCAUACGGUUUUACCCUGAUUUAUUGGGGUAUUUUGCCCAAAUGGCCAUUAAUGAGGUGAACAGCUUAAAUCUUGCUGACGCCGAGUUUAGAGAGAAAGAAUGGAAUCGUUAAUGGAAGAUUAUAUCUGCAACUGAGCUUUGGGCCUUUGCACGACUGACCAGCGUGCCUUUAGGAUGGGUAGCAUGGUCGACUCUAAAAAGAUUAGAGUUAGGGAUUUAUUGUCCAGUUCCUACGUUCUUUUGCGCCACGGUAGAAUUUCUCGGGUUAGGUGGUUUAUGAUACUUUGAACCCACGGUGAUUAAUAAAUGUUGAGUAUGCUUCUCGAUUCGUUUCCUAUAGUAUGAUCGAAAGUACGAUUGAAUAUAAAUUUGUAAUUCGAAUAUCGCGGGUUUUUACCUAUUCAUAAAUAUAAAUUUUAAUUAAAUUGAAAUUAUCAAUGAGAUUACGUCGCAAUUAACAAAUUGUAAAAUAUCAAAUUUCCAAAAUGGUCAUUAAAUCCUAAAUUGAAUCAUGCCAAAUAAAACCUGACGUUAAUUACUCUACUCUCGGAAUCGAUCGUAAACUUUUGAGAUGUAGUGGCGUAGGAAGAACAGGAACUACAUCGAGGACCUAAAUGGCCUUGAACGUACAGGAAAGACACGUGGAAGCGAGUAUACGAGAAGCGCAAGGACUGACUAUCGAGCGUCGUAUUUCCUUUUCCAGCUGCCCUUCCCUGAAAACGUUUGAAAGAUUUAUGGCUCGAAGGGCGAGAGAUGUUCGAUCGCGUCAAGUUCGAAAGGAUCGCUCAGAAUGUUAGAUUUCGGCGACACACACGAAACAUUGAUGUUUGUGUUUAACGAAAUAAAAUGAAGGAGAAAAAAUAAUAAGAAGGACGAUUAAACUAUUUCGGUUUUCACGAGGAGAUAAUAUCGAUUAUUUUUUAACUCGAGAACCGUCUCUUGUUGAUCAGUGUUGUUUGAAGAAUUGUGAAUAGAGAAGAAAAGUUUGUGCUGAAUGAAAAAUUAUGAAGAUAGGACGAUGGCUGACGUAUGAUAAACGAUUCGUAUACUUUCAUUAUCUGUUACUGAUUAUCGUUAAAUAACGCAAAAUGCUCGACGAACUCGAGGGCCGAUUUUUUAAUUGUACAGAUCGGUAAAAGAAAUUUAUUUGACGAUAUUCUUUUAUAUACGAUUUUACACUUUCCUUCGACAAUUCUUUUCCUUUUUUUUUUUUUUUAUUUAUUUAAGAUAAUAUUUUAUCAUCCGCCAUUCGAAUGAAAUCGUCCUAGCAAUUGAAACUCGACGAAACGAGUCAAAGUGUAGAACGAGCGGUCGAGAAUAGGCUCCUGUGAUAAAAUUAAACAAAAAAAAGAGAAAAAAUAAAAAUGUAAUAAAAAGGUAAAAAAAGUAAACGAGUGAUGUUGGCCGCUAUCACACGCUGGCAUCGUCGAGCCUAAAACAAGAGGGCGAAAGGACAUAUUCUAUACAAAUCUAGUGAAAAUAUUCAAAUAAAUAUUAUGAAUAAUUAUUUGUAAUUAUAUUAUUAUAUAUAUAUAUUAUUAUAAUUAUUAUAAUUAUUGCAAAGUGAAAUUAAUAUAAAAAUUAUACGUUGCGUUCGGGACAAGUGGUAAGUUUAGAAAUGGAAAUUACACGGUUCUUUCCUUCUUUCCUGCUCGUCUGAGAAAAUACGAGGCUUCGCGAGACAAAGAAAGAAAGAGGAAUCUUGUGCGUGUACAGUGACUCCUAUCAAUAUUUGGACACUAUAGUAUUCUAUCCAUUACUACUCUGUACAUUUGACCAUAAUUAAAUUAACGUAUAUUUUGUUUUUUAUGAUAAUAAAGCAUAUAUUCUUCUUGACGAUAACGCAAAUUGUAUUUAUUUAAACUAAAUAAUUUGUGGCAUAACAAAUAAUAUAUUAAGAAAUGUAUUAUUUAUACGUCGAAAAAAUAUUCGAACAUUUAAUUUUCUACAAUGAUUUUACAUAAAAAAUACAUAUGUACAUAUCAUAUACAUUUUUUAAAUAUCAAUUUCCUGGAUAUCCGUUUUGUUUUAUUACAUGUCGUAAUCGAUUUGGCAUGUUUGUCAUCAUUUUUUGUGAAUAAUUUUACGUGAUGCGCGUUUUCGAUUGGAAUCAAAUCCUAUGAUUACGGUGGUGGAUGUAACGCGCGAGGGCAACUAUGUAACUGAUAUUCCUGAACUAUACCAUGAUAAAAUUUUAAUGUGUUUUCAAUGUCCAUUGCAGUUACAUUUUGUUUUAGAUUUCGUUUGGAAAUGUCUAAAUUUUUAUCUCGUUAAUAUCGUUCAUCAAGAUUGUAUCUUUUCAUAAUGUCUGUAAAUUUAAAAGACUGCCGAUCUCUCUCUCUCUCUCUCUCUCUCUCUCUCUCUCUCUCUCUUUCCUUUUUCACGGUUGAAAAUGACUGGUCGUCGCGCGUCAAAAAACGUAUCUUCGCUUUUCCGUUUCAUACUCAAAAUUUCUGACUGAUGACAAUGAUUUUCAGGUAAUAACUGAUAUUUCGAAGUACGCUCUACAUCUUGCUCAACAUAUGCUUGUGAAGUAUAUCGAAGCUGUAGAAGUGUAAUCAACAAAUAUGGAUAAAUAUUACGUGUCCAAAGAUUUUUACGAAUACUGCAUUUCCGAAUAUAUUAUUUGUUAUGCCACAAAUUAUUUAGGAAGAAUACAUGCUUUAUUAUCAGAGAAAACAAAAGAUACGUUAAUUUAAUUAUGAUCAAAUGUACAGAGUAAUAAUGGAUAAAAUACUAUAGUUUCCGAAUAUUAACGAAAGUCACUGUAUAUAGAAUCGCGUAGAAUUCUUGUUGGAUAAAAGAAAGAACGUUUAACAAGUUGAACACCACAAUCUAAACAGUGUGAAUUUCGAAUUUAUCUUGACGUGAAGAUAGUAAAUUUUCAGCUGUAAGUUAUGAUAAAAAUAUUUUUUGCAUUUAAAGCAGGGAAAUAGGAUCACGGUAAUUAUAUGAAAAUCCUAUAGAAAUAAGAAAAGAAGAGAAUCUCAAAGUAGGUUAAUUUUCAUUAAAAAUCGAAUAGAUUUCAGUUAUAAGUGUUACAUUUCUGCUGAAAGAGAAUCUUUUCGGCAGAUAUUCGUUCAAUGAUCCUCUUAAAAGUUGUAUUGAGAUUUUCUUAAGAAUUAUUUCCAAAAUUCGAACGCGUACAAGACUAAACAUUCGUUGUAGUGUUCAGUUUGUUAAAAAGAGAAGAUUUAAGGAUACGAAGACAGGGAACAGGGUUUUUUUACCGUGGAAGAAUUAUGGACCACUGAAACAACUUUCCUGAAACUAUGGGAGUUCCUCCUUACGUUCGAUAAAUAGGAGCAACCCUUGUGUUUUAACAGCUUUGUCAGAUCGACGUGAUUGCUAAAUAGUAUCUUAUAGCAUCGAGCAUGAUUCGUCUUUAACUCCCCUGAUACUAAAAUUUUAAUUACGGUAGUUUAUGAAAAUAUUAAUUAAAUCAUUUAGAAUUUCAAACCUAAAUUAUCCAUGUCUUCGGAAUAAAAUAAAUAUCAAAAAAAAAGAAAAAAAAAAAUUACAAAUUAUAGGACUUUGAACUACUCUCGGGUAAAAUAGAAAUACAUAAUUCAUGAUUACUUACACGUUUUGUUUACGUUAAAGUUACUGUAAAAGAACGAAAAUUAAAAGGUUUUAAAAUUGUGUAGGAAUAAAGUUUUACUAAGAAGAAGAUUAUGUUUCUCGACAGAUUCAUUUCGUAUCAAGGGGGUUAAAUCAACUAACGAAUAAAAUACAUUUACGUUUUUUUUUUUUACUAUUAUUCCUAGUACCGUAUUUACGUUGUUCGCCAUUGUAAAGAGUAACGAGCAGCCUAGAUUUCCGCGACGAUCGUAUUCGUCGAACCUCGAUGCAGGAUCGUUUUAAGAUUACGUGAUAUUUCUUUCUCUUUUCUAUUUUAGACUAGCCCACUGUAACCAUUUAAUCAUACUUAAUAAUCUACCAAUUUACACUAAGAAUUUAUACAUGCGACCGUAAAAAUGGAAGUGCAGAUGCGAAUGCACUUGGCCCAGCCGUUUAUGACAUUCAACGUGAAUUUUCAAUUCGAUCAUGAAUCUCUUAAAUGAUGUUCAAUCCGUACGAUGUAUUGGAAAACAAUAAAGAAGAGAAAGAACAAG